This is a messenger RNA of Orussus abietinus, 1520 nucleotides long. Its product is annotated as tektin-2. Gene Ontology annotation, cellular component: microtubule cytoskeleton; nucleus. The coding region runs from base 52 to 1341 and encodes 429 amino acids. The record is from RefSeq and is a predicted model, not a curated record. Gene Ontology annotation, biological process: cilium assembly; cilium movement involved in cell motility. The transcript is spliced from 8 exons. Lineage: Eukaryota; Metazoa; Arthropoda; Insecta; Hymenoptera; Orussidae.
CAGCUCCGUCAUCAAGUCUUUUCAAAAUAACAGGUCCAUAUAAAUAUUGCUAUGGCAAAAUCGGUCACUGCAUAUGAGAAACCGAUUCCACAUAUUGGUUUACCUGAUUGGUAUGCAAAGCAAUGGGAAAUCCAGCAGACAGCAGAUACCAGAAGAGGAGAUGCUUUAGACCUCCGUAACUCAGGCAGGCUUAUUCGUGCGGAGACCAGAAUAAGAACCGAAUGGGAUACGUACAUGAAUAAUGCCAGACUCUCUGACAGGACGACUGAGCUGUCAAGGUGGCGAGAACUCUUUGAAGCCCACUUAGAACAUCUGGAAUCAGAGAUGCGUCAUUUAAGAAAUGAAAAAUGUGAGACAGAAAGGGAAUUAGAGAAUCUUAACCUGCCUCUACAGGUGACCGCUGAGUGUAUUUCCAUGAGAGAUUGUCGAAGAGGUACGGAGCUCACUUAUGACGAGCCUGACAUAGAGCUAAAAAAGGAACUUUGCAUCCUUGAGGGAGCUAAGAAAUUACUAACAGACCGGGUACAGGCAGCUUGGGAGAAAUUAAAUCGUUUAGAAGAAGUCAAGUUUACCCUUGGACUUGAUUUGGAAAAUAAAAUAGAGGCUAUCAACAUCGAUAAAGGAAACUUAAACUUGGAUGUCACUUGUGCCGACAUCAGUUAUAAGCCAAAUGCUUUGAGAAUUCCGAAGAAUGCCAUAUCUUAUGAAGCUUGGUUGGAUCACUGUCGGCACGUUAAACAUCUGGCUGACAAUGAAUUGAGUGAUACGUAUAAUUUUCGAGAGGCACUCCAGGUAACAAGACAGAGAUCCAGAAAUGAUAUAAAAGCUCAGCAAGACUUGACAGAUUUUGCACUUAGGAAAAGAAUUUAUCAAACGGAGAAAGCUCGCAAUGAGCAAGCUUGGCAGAAGCUUAAGACUAAUAAAGAAAUGGAGGAAUUACUAAAAGAAUUAAAGCAACUAGAAGAUGCUCUGAAUGCAAAGAUUGCUGCAGUGAAAUGUGCCGAAACUAGACUGGAAAACCGUAUUCACAGACCUGGUUAUGAAUUAUGCCAGGAUGAACCUGAGCUUGGUUUGAAAAACGAAGUUUUACAAUUACAACAAACAAAAGAAGACUUGCUGAACAAAAUAAACUGCACCAAAGCAACAUUUAAUGGUCUAGAGGCAUUAUUGAUCCGCAUUGAAAAAAACUUAGAUGACAAGGAACAUUCACUAAUGACCGAUGUGAUGUGCUUGGACAUGAGAGCUAGGCUAAAAACUGGUGAUCGUACUAAACUGCCUAAUGAAACUGAUCGUAACAUUGAAUUAACAAAUUUGAAGAAGCAAUUGCCGCUGGAGCCAUAAAAAAAAGGAAACUGAUGAGUCAUAGAAGCAAUAUUUGCAUUAUUAAAUUUCAAUAUCUUAUUCCUUCGGUUUCCCUUUUUAGCCACAUGUAACAAAAUCUUUUCAGUUUUCUUCCUAUUUAUUAUAAAAGUCACGAUAAAUUGAUACUAGAUAAGAGAUACUAGACUAAUAUCUGCGUA